Molecule: messenger RNA, 821 nt
Organism: Culicoides brevitarsis
Lineage: Eukaryota; Metazoa; Arthropoda; Insecta; Diptera; Ceratopogonidae
Product: heat shock protein 27-like
Exons: 1
Coding region: 113-688 (191 amino acids)
Biological process (GO): response to heat; protein refolding
Cellular component (GO): nucleus; cytoplasm
Source: RefSeq, a predicted model, not a curated record
CAAAACUAAAAGCAAAAAAACUAAAAAAAUCUUUAAAAAACUCUCAAAGCCUCAAAGAAAAAAAGUGAAAAAAAAAGUUUUCAAGUGAAAAAGUAAAAAAAAGCAAAAAACAAUGGACAGAAGCGUACUUAUCCCAUUUUUCUACGACGACGAGCCAACUGAAUGGAGUCUCUUCGAUCCAUGGCGCUACGCUCUUCAAAGCUUCGGACAUCAUCAUCCCGCCCAUCGUCACGGAUCCAACAAGAAAAAUGACUUGUUCAGUCAAUAUUUGAGAGAACUCCAAAAAGACUUCGAAACUGUCCAAAAACUCGAUGACGAAGGAUUCCGUUUCCGUGUCGACGUUCAGGAUUACAAACCGGAAGAAAUCAAAGUUACACUUCAUGACAACACAGUAACUGUCGAAGGCAAACAUGAGGAACGUUCGGAUGCUCACGGAACAAUUUCCCGUCAAUUUGUCAGAAAAUUCGCGUUGCCAAAGGGAGUCAUCGAUGUCGAAAAGUUGCAAUCGAACUUCAGCAGCGACGGAGUUUUGACGAUUUGUGCUCCAAAAUUGCCAUCGAUUGAGAACAAGAAACGAGAAAUUCCCAUCGAGCGUGUUGGGCCAGUUAAGGAGCAGCUGAAAAAUAAAGAAGAAGCCAAAAAUGGAGCUGCCAAUGGCAAAAAUGGCGAGAAAAUGGAAACAAAAUGAGCCAAAGAAUUAAAUGUUAUUUAGUGCUUAGAGUUUUGACUGAUUAAAAUUUAAGAUUUUUUUUUGCAUUUUUAUAAAAAUGUAUCCUUGAUAUUGUGAUUUUAGUUCAAUAAAACAAAAUUUAAAUAAAAAA